UUCUGUUACUUCCUUUUUUUCUCUCUCAAAUUUACUACUACUCUCUUAGCUCUCCUCUGUUUCAGUCUCUUUUUUAUUUCCAUAAUAACAUCACCAAUUUUUUCUCUUUUCUUUUUUCUUUUCACUUCAUUUUUUCUCAGCUUUAACUAAUAAAGAAAAAAAUUCAAGUAAUUUAUACCUUAUGGAAUAUGAUACAGAGAAAACAUGAAGAGAAUUCAAGCCAAUCGGUAACAUUUCAUCACCUACCUGUUCUUCUCCGUUUCAGAAACUCCUGUUUUUUGACCGGCGAUGGGAAAGAAAGGGAGUGGAUGGUUCUCGACGGUGAAGAAAGUGUUCAAAUCAUCUCACAAAGACUUGCCUGACAAAAAAAGAGAGAAUAAUGUGGAGAAAUGGCCAAAUGAGGCCCCGGAUGCAGUGUCGUUUGAACAUUUUCCGGCGGAGAGUUCACCGGACAUCACGAAUAAUGAGAGUGCAAUGUCGACUCCUCUGAAUGAAGAUAGGAACCAUGCCAUUGCUGUCGCCAUGGCAACUGCUGCUGCUGCAGAAGCAGCUGUUGCGGCAGCUCAAGCUGCCGCUAAAGUCGUCCGGUUGGCGGGUUAUGGACGACAGUCUAAGGAAGAAAGAGCUGCAACGCUUAUACAGUCGUAUUAUAGAGGCUAUCUGGCUCGGAGAGCUUUGCGUGCUUUGAAGGGACUGGUGAGGUUGCAGGCACUAGUGAGAGGUUAUAACGUGCGCAAACAAGCGCAAAUGACAAUGCGGUGCAUGCAAGCAUUAGUCCGGGUGCAGGCAAGAGUUCGAGCUCGUAGGCUGCAGCUAACUGAUCAUGAUAAGAUCCCCAAGAGAUCAGACGAGGACUAUGAAGAAAAAAAAGGAACGGGAGAAGUAGAACGAAAGCCAAGGAGCCUGUUGAAGAGAUAUGACAGUUGGGAUGGUGGACAGCAAAGCUCAGAGAAGGUUAAGGAAAGUGUUUCGAAGAAACAUGAUGCUGCGAUGAGACGAGAACGAGCCCUUGCUUAUGCCUAUAGCUAUCAGCAACAGCCACAGCAACAACUCAUGCAACCGCACCCCAAUGGCAAAGAUGUUGGAGUCCACCUUAAUGAUCGCGAGAAGGCACAAUGGGGUUGGAACUGGCUCGAGCAUUGGAUGUCAUCGCAACCGUACGACGCUCGUCAACUAGGCCAUCAAGAAGGUUCUUACAUGACACUGCUGACCACCACCGCAACCACUACCGUUACUGAUAACAUGUCUGAGAAAACUGUUGAAAUGGAUGUUGUGACAGCAAUGGAUUCAGGCUCAUACUCAACCCUGCAGCAGGCUCAAUCAGGGUCAAGUAAUGUACCUAGCUACAUGGCCCCAACCCAAUCUGCCAAAGCCAAGGUUCGAAGCCAAGGACCUAUGAUUAUGAAGCAGCAACGUGUACCACAUGCACCCCAAUGGAACCCAUCAACAAAAAAAUCCCCAGGUUGUGAUUCAUCAAGUUCAGGUGGAGGAACAACAGUCUACCAGGCACCAAGGAGCCCUGGCCAAAAGAGUAACGGUGCUCGCAUACCGUCUAGACGUCUAGGUGGAUGUAGCCCGGAUACCGCUGGUGGCCACGGUGGAGAAGAUUGGAGGUUGCCUAUUGGCAGUCAUGGCUGGUGAAAAUGAUUUUGGUUUUUAUAUGUUGUGUUUCAGAAAAUGCCACUAUGAAGUGUGAAAUGAAGGUUUGUUUCUUCAUAUGUUGCUCUCUGUAUUUAUUUGCUCUCGCAUUCAUGUUAGUGAUGUAAUAAUAUAAAAACUGCAAACUCUCCAGUAUUUGAAGCUUUAUCUAUCACAUGAUAAUUGUUUGUUCAGUUCUA
Molecule: messenger RNA, 1838 nt
Organism: Gossypium raimondii (Peruvian cotton)
Lineage: Eukaryota; Viridiplantae; Streptophyta; Magnoliopsida; Malvales; Malvaceae
Product: protein IQ-DOMAIN 21
Exons: 5
Coding region: 289-1641 (450 amino acids)
Molecular function (GO): protein binding
Source: RefSeq, a predicted model, not a curated record